AUGGCGGAUCUGCAGCAAUCUUCUCCGGCUAAGCGGAAACUUCCCUUCAAGCGCACGGUUAGGCGCAAAUCAACUGAAGCGGCAGAUGAUGGCCUCUCCCUCUUCAGCCGUUCCGGCGAAUUCUUCGAAGAACAGCAGAGACUUGCUAAAGAAAAAGUAGAACAGGAGAAGGCUGCGAGGGCAGCUAAAGAGCAACGAGAGCGAGAGGAAAGAUUAAUUCGUGAGCGUCAGGCAAAACAGGAUACAUUAAAUAAAAAUCCCACUUACGAUCCGGCAUCUCCGCAGAAACGCCGUCGUAUCUCGCUUCCGGACGAAGAGGAAGGUAAAGAUAGCGAUGACGAUGAUAUAUUCAGCUACAAACCCACUAAGAAGCGAAAGUCUCCUUCUGUGCCUUUUACACCCGAUUCUAAACGAGAGAGUCCAUAUGUGACCAGUACGAAGGGGUCCGAAGGAUCGAGAAGACAUGGCACACGUUCCCAAUCGGUGAAUGUUGGUGCGCCCGUGAUCUCUUUAGAUAAUGACGAUGAUGAUCUCACCUUUAUGCCAUCUCCUACAAGGCGUCCUCUUCUUCAACGCCCCCAUAAGGAAACUGAUCAGGACGUAGUUACACUGGACGAUGAGAGCGACCCUCAAGCCGAAGUGGCUGAAGAGCAAAAGGAAGAUGAAGAAGAGGACCCUUCCGAGUAUUAUGUUAGGAUUGCAAUGGAAAGGGCGCAAAAAGCCAAGGAAGAGCGGGAAGCAAGAGAAAAGGGCGGUUCGAUAGGGAAUGAAGAUGAUCCGGUCGUGCAGAUCCUUAUUCAUCCCCACCUAGCCGGCGUUCAAACGUUAAUGUUUAGGCGUAAAUUAUCGCAGAAGUUGACAGUGGUUUACCAGACAUGGAUCGAGCAACAAGUAGCUAAACGUAGCCUGAUACCACGUUCUGUAUUGGAUACCAUGUUUUUCACCUGGAGGGGAAACAAGGUGUAUCCACACACAACCCUACAAACAUUGGGCAUCAAACCGGAGCGCGAUGGUACGCUGUAUCCGAGCUGGAAGGAGGACCAAGAAGGAUAUCACGGGCGAGACAAGGUGUUCUUCGAAGCAUGGACACAAGAGCUCUAUGACGAAUACUUGGAAGAAAAGGAGAAGCAGCGACUGCGUGACCUAGGGGAAUUGAUAGAUGAGGAGCCUGAAGAAAAACAGGAACCAGAGCAAUCGCAAACUUCCCAGGGAGACCAGAAGAUCCGCGUGUUCUUCAAGGCAAAAGAUCAACAGCCUACGAAAGCGACAGUACGCUCUAGCACUACAGCUGCUCAGCUGAUCAAGCUGUAUCGACGACUCGCGAACAUCAUGGGGAAUAAGACUAUCGAGCUUCAUUGGGAUGGCGAGGUCUUAGAUUCGGACACCACAGUGGAAGAGGCAGAUAUCGGAGAUAUGGAUUCCCUCGAAGUCCAUAUUAAGUGA
Molecule: messenger RNA, 1443 nt
Organism: Daldinia childiae
Lineage: Eukaryota; Fungi; Ascomycota; Sordariomycetes; Xylariales; Hypoxylaceae
Exons: 1
Coding region: 1-1443 (480 amino acids)
Molecular function (GO): protein binding
Source: RefSeq, a predicted model, not a curated record